Messenger RNA from Lepus europaeus (European hare), 1865 nucleotides. It is a transcript of the gene ZSCAN12, whose product is annotated as zinc finger and SCAN domain containing 12. Lineage: Eukaryota; Metazoa; Chordata; Mammalia; Lagomorpha; Leporidae. The coding region runs from base 24 to 1865 and encodes 613 amino acids. Gene Ontology annotation, molecular function: DNA-binding transcription factor activity, RNA polymerase II-specific; RNA polymerase II cis-regulatory region sequence-specific DNA binding. The record is from RefSeq and is a predicted model, not a curated record. Gene Ontology annotation, biological process: regulation of transcription by RNA polymerase II. The transcript is spliced from 3 exons.
GAUAGAGCUUUGGCACUGCUGUGAUGGCAUCUACUUGGGAUAGCCAGUCCCGCAAGGAACAGGAUGAAGUUUUGGAAGUAAAGAGAGAGGAGGAGGAAGAGAAGUACAAGCACACUACCAGACAGGACUGGAGCCUGCAGGACACCACCCCUAACAGAGAGGUUUUCCGGCGGGACUUCAGGCGCUUCUGCUACCAGGAAACUUCUGGACCUCGUGAGGCUCUGGACCGCCUCCGGGAACUUUGCCAUCAGUGGCUGAGGCCAGAGACACACACCAAGGAGCAGAUCCUGGAGCUGCUGGUGCUGGAGCAGUUCCUGAGCAUCCUGCCAGAGGAGCUGCGGGCCUGGGUGAGGCAGCACCAUCCAGAGAGCGGGGAGGAGGCGGUGAUGGUGCUGGAGGAUUUGGAGCGAGAGCUGGAUGAGCCGGGAUGUCAGGUCUUAGUCCACACUGAGAAACAGGAAAUGUCCUUGCAGGAGAUGGUACCACUAGGAACAGAACCAGAACCCGGUAUAUUCCUCCAAUCCGUGAAAGUGCAGAUAAAGUGUGAAUCUCCAGACCAUGAAGCCCAACAGGAGCAAGUUUCAGAUGUUGAGGUUGGAACUGAGUACAGGAAUUUAAAGCAAGAAGUUGCUGAAGAAAUGGAAUCACGUGGGACUAUAUGCAGAAGAUUUGAGAAUGAUACACCCCAGGCUGCUGAAGGUGGAGCUACCCAUGAACCUAAAGGAAAAACAGAAUUUUCUCAGUACUCCAGGGAAGAGAAACCACCUGCAUGUGAUGAAAAUGUAGUAAGUCUGACUGCAAACACGGAGCACACGGAACACCAGAGACUCUGUCCCGGAGCAAACUCCCAUGAAUGUGAUAACUGUGGAAAAGCUUUUAGUCAGCACUCACGCCUUACAGAACAUCAAAGAACGCAUACUGGAGAAAGGCCCUACAAAUGUGAAGAAUGUGGAAAAACUUUCCGUGGGAGAACUGUGCUUAUUCGACACAAAAUAAUACACACUGGAGAGAAACCAUAUAAAUGCAAUGAGUGUGGCAAAGCCUUUGGCCGGUGGUCUGCUCUUAAUCAACAUCAGAGACUUCACACAGGAGAGAAACACUACCAUUGUAAUGAGUGUGGCAAAGCCUUUAGCCAAAAAGCAGGCCUCUUUCACCAUCUUAAGAUCCACACACGAGACAAACCUUAUCAAUGUACUCAGUGUGAUAAGAGUUUUAGUCGGCAUUCCAUACUUCUUCAGCACCAGGGAGUGCACACUGGGGCGAAGCCCUUUGAGUGCAAUGACUGUGGGAAAGCUUUUGUUUAUAACUCCUCCCUGGUUUCCCAUCAGGAGAUCCACCAUAAAGAAAAAUGCCAUCAGUGCAAAGAAUGUGGGAAAGCCUUCAGCCACAGUGGCCUCAUUCAGCAUCAGCGAAUCCACACGGGGGAGAAACCUUACAAGUGUGACGUAUGUGAAAAAGCCUUUAUUCAAAGAACAAGUCUUAUUGAACACCAGCGGAUUCACACUGGAGAGAGACCCUAUAAAUGUGACAGAUGUGGGAAGGCCUUUACUCAAAGGUCAGUCCUCACGGAGCACCAGAGAAUCCACACUGGAGAGAGGCCCUACAAGUGUGAUGAGUGUGGGAAUGCCUUCCGGGGAAUCACCAGCCUCAUUCAGCAUCAGCGAAUCCACACUGGGGAGAAACCCUACCAAUGUGAUGAGUGUGGCAAAGCCUUCAGACAGAGGUCAGAUCUUAGUAAACAUCAGAGAACCCAUAAUAGAGGUGGUCCCUAUACAUGUAAUGAGUGUGGGGAAAUGUUCCUGCAGAGCUCAGUUCUUAUUCAACAUCAGACUUUCCACAAAGGAGAAAAAUCAGUUUCUGUGUGA